GGUGUAAAUAAAAUAUUAAUUAAACAAACCUGAAAAUUACCACUAGUAAAGUGUAAGAGGAAAAAGAUACUAGGUUCUCUAAUAAUUCAGCAACAGGAGCAGUUGGCAGUAGUUUGUGUUUCUUUUAAAUACAUACAUGUCACCUCUUGGCUUGGUCAGGUACACGAGUCUCUAACUCUUACUUCUCUGUCUUUCUAGCUUGGCAGUUGUUCCUGGAGUUGUCUGUAACAUAUGAAAGUUGGAUUUUUAUGCUAAUACCCUAUUGGUAUGAUUGGUUUGUGCUGUGGAAUUUAAUCAAGCAUUUGAUGCUCCUGUUGAUACGAUCACACACGCAGUGAAGGGUAUCAGAUUACCGUGCUAAGCAGCCCUUUCAUCGGUCAUCGUAUGAUUUACGUAGAAUUUGAUGCUUCUGCUCGUUCUCAAUUCUGAAAUUCCCGCCCGAGAAUUUGCUAGAGUUUCCCCUGGUUUUCUCCUUUUUUGUCUUUAAAUCCUCACUAGAUAUACUUUGUCUAUUCGUUCGGAUUUCAACAACAUACGCAAUAUCGACAUCUCUUAUUCGUUGGAGCUCGUACUUGAGUCAAUCAAGCUCUGGUCGAAAAGACUAGAGCUUGCUGGCAUCAGUCACUUGGGUGUUCGACUAAAUGUGGCAAUGAAACCUUUAGUUAUUUUAGGGACAAAGGAUAAAAGGGAAUCUGCUUUAGUUGUUGUUUGAUGGGCUAGAUGUUGGCAAAUCCCAUGGUUUGUCUAGUCUGCUUUGUGCUUUGAAAGGUUCACUUUCCUGUCUGAGCAUUAUAGCAGAGUUGAUCCUAGGGUUUGCGAGGGAUGAGGGAAGUAGCCGGUGACAAGUAGCUUAUAUUCCUUUUACUUUGGGUCUAUGUUACAAUAAGAUGUUUCUUUUACUUUAACUUCCUCUCUGUCCUAUAAAGCUGCCAAGCCUAUUUGUUCCUUGUUGAGCCCUGCAAGAUAUCUCCAUUCAACCAAGCUUAGUCAAAAUUUAUUUUCCCUUUAAUCAUGCAAUUAUUUAUUUCUAGUGUAGUGUAGGUUUAUUACUUUACAUGCAGCCCCAGUCUGGUCAAAUUUUGGAAUCAUAAGUCCUCUAGUUAUAUUAUAUAGGUUAGUUUAUUAGUUCUGGGAGUGUGGGUAUCGAAUGCAGGAUAUGGGGGCUCAUGAAAAUGUCAUGGGGUUUCAACACAGGAACGAGAGUAUUCUGAGUCGUCCAGUAUCUGGUUUGGGCACCAAUGUUUCAGAUUUAAGCAAUCCUUUUCUUGGUCCAUCUGCUUGGGAUCCACUUUUUUCAUUGAGUCAGACUCAAAGCUUUGGAGGCUCGUCAUUGGUUUCCCAGAGUGACCUUGCCAACCCUUCUUACCCGAGUGUCAUGGAAAAUCAGGGAAUGAGCAGCUCCUCUCCCUUUGUUCACUAUAUGCCUGACUCAAAUUUUGCGGAUAUGAUCCCAAAAAUCCCCUCCUUUGGCAAUGGUGAUAUAGCUAACGCAGGAUAUGUGUCAAAUUAUAAUCCACGUAAGGAAACAGGCAUCGGAACGGCUUCAAUAAAUGAUGCGCAAGUACUAGGUGAACAUUCCACUCCUGAAGAUGGAGCCACAUCUGCACCUAUUGGAAAUAAAAGAAAACGAGGGCUUGAUCAUGAUCCUACAUUCAAUCGAAGUAAGAGCGCUGAAGGGGAAGCACUGAAGGGUUCAUCAGGGAAAAGUUCUGAUGGCGUGAGAGAACAAGAAGAUAAGAAGCCAAAACUAGAUCAGAACACUAGUGCAGAUUUGCGUGGUAAGCAAUCAGUGAAGCAAGCUAAAGACAACUCUCACAGUGGAGAAGCUCCCAAAGAAAAUUUCAUCCAUGUGAGAGCUCGAAGAGGUCAAGCUACAAAUAGUCAUAGCCUUGCAGAAAGGAUAAGAAGAGAAAAGAUAAGUGAGAGAAUGAAGUUACUUCAAGAACUUGUUCCCGGAUGCAACAAGAUAACUGGCAAAGCAGUAAUGCUUGAUGAGAUUAUCAACUACGUCCAAUCACUGCAACAACAGGUUGAGUUUUUGUCCAUGAAACUUGCUACCGUGAACCCUGAACUGAAUCUUGAUGUAGAGCGGAUCUUAUCCAAAGAUAUUCUGCAGUCGCGCAUUGGAUAUGGGGCAAUCGGUGGAUACGGAGGUGCCAUCAUCAACUCAAAUCACCUAUUCACCGGUGGAAAUUUUCAGGGGACCCUGGGAAGCAUACCCAGCGCAUCACCAAAUAUCCCACCUUUGCCUCAGAAUGUUAUGGAUCAUGAGCUCCAGAGCAUUUAUGGAAUGGGAUACGAUUCUAAUUCGGCUCUUCAAAAUUUGGGACCACAAACAGGCCGCAGAAGAUGCUUGAUCACAUCGAAGGAACCAGGUCAUGCUGUGACCGGUGAAAUUGAUCACAAAAUGUGUGAACUUCUGUAAGGUUUUUAUAUAAAGCUUUGAGCACAACAGAUAUUGUGAGGAAUGCAAAUAUGUGGAAGCAUAUAUAUAUAUAUAUAGUUCAGAGAAAAAAAAUUGUUUGUUUGUUU
This is a messenger RNA of Prosopis cineraria, 2532 nucleotides long. RefSeq names its product transcription factor bHLH74-like. The coding region runs from base 1148 to 2425 and encodes 425 amino acids. Gene Ontology annotation, cellular component: nucleus. Gene Ontology annotation, biological process: regulation of DNA-templated transcription. Gene Ontology annotation, molecular function: DNA-binding transcription factor activity; protein dimerization activity. Lineage: Eukaryota; Viridiplantae; Streptophyta; Magnoliopsida; Fabales; Fabaceae. The record is from RefSeq and is a predicted model, not a curated record. The transcript is spliced from 8 exons.